This is a messenger RNA of Lolium rigidum, 1460 nucleotides long. Its product is annotated as alcohol dehydrogenase-like 2. The transcript has 10 exons. Gene Ontology annotation, biological process: formaldehyde catabolic process. NCBI's taxonomy places the organism in Eukaryota, Viridiplantae, Streptophyta, Magnoliopsida, Poales, Poaceae. Gene Ontology annotation, molecular function: zinc ion binding; S-(hydroxymethyl)glutathione dehydrogenase [NAD(P)+] activity. The record is from RefSeq and is a predicted model, not a curated record. Gene Ontology annotation, cellular component: cytosol. Bases 102 to 1265 code for a protein of 387 amino acids.
CCGGUCUGCACCUACAAGUACUACUGCUGGCUUGGUACUUGUGGCUCGUGAAUCAGUCUAAAGGCUCGACACUUUAAAAAAAAAAAAGGUCUCAAGGCUCGAUGGCGGAUCAGGGCCUCAGCCCUAUCCAUUGCAUAGCGGCGGUGUGCAGAGCCAACGGCGCGCCGCUCGUCGUCGAGGAGAUCGUCGUGGAUCCACCCAAGGCCUACGAGAUCCGCAUCAAGAUCAUCUGCACCUCGCUCUGCCACACCGACCUCACGUUCUGGCGCGUCAAGGAAGAUUUUGUGAUACCACCACUGUUUCCAAGGAUCCUAGGCCACGAGGCCUACGGGGUGGUGGAGAGCGUCGGGGAACACGUGGAGGAGUUCGUCGUGGGGGACACGGUGGUGCCGACGUUCCUGGGGCAGUGCGACACCUGCUCCAGCUGCGCGUCGAAGGGGAACAACAUGUGCUCCUCGGUGCCGUUCGCCGUCGGCCCCGGGAUGCGGCGGGACGGCACCACCAGGUUCAGGGACGCCCAGGGCGAACAGCUACACGACUUCCUCGCCGUCUCCAGCUUCAGCCAGUACACGGUCGUCGACGUCAACCAGGUCGUCAAGGUCCACCCGGACGUACCGCCCAAGCUCGCCUGCCUCCUCAGCUGCGGCGCCGGCACCGGGGUAGGAGCUGCAUGGAGGUUGGCCAAGGUGGAACCUGGGUCAUCGGUGGUUAUCUUCGGACUGGGAGCGGUCGGGUUGGCGGUGGCGCAAGGUGCAAAGAUGUGCGGAGCAACGAAGAUCGUCGGUGUUGAUCUCAACCCUGCGAAACAGGAACUUGGGAAAAUGUUCGGCGUGACAGAUUUUGUCAACCCGUCAGAACUCGGCGAGAGUUCAGUCAUCGAGGUGAUCACUGAGAUGACGGACGGUGGCGCCGACUACUGCUUCGAGUGCAUCGGUGUCGCGGCGGUGAUGAUCGAUGCCUUCAGAAGCGCUAAACAGGGUAAGGGCAAGACGGUCAUCCUGGGGAUUGAGAAGGAUGGCAAGCCGAUCUGCCUGCCGUCCAUAGAGUUUCUAUUCGGCAAGUGCGUCAUGGGAUCGCUCUUCGGGGGUAUCAAACCCAAGACUGACAUCCCAAUCCUGGCCGAGAAAUGCAUGAACAAGGAGCUGGAGCUGGAGAAGCUGAUCACGCACGAAGUAGCCCUGCAUGACAUUAAUACGGCCUUCGACCUGCUCGUGCAGGGAAAGAGCCUGAGAUGCAUCAUCUGGAUGGACAAGCUAGUGGUGUGAAGAAACAGUUGAAGAAUAUGGGUUCAGAAUCGGCUGAUUUGAUGCAGCGACCGUAUAAAUUGUGUUGCUUACUUUGCUACAGCAGUUGUGUUGCCUGUUCCGUUUCGCCGGUGUCUCUGAAAAUAGAAAUCACACGGUUAUCAUCAUGAAUUGGUUUGUACUACCGUCGUUCCAUAUUAACCGUUGCAUUUAUCU